AUGGAUGGGUUCGAUGUAUCGCAAGCUCCCAAGGAGUAUCAAGAUCUCAAACCAAUUGCAGACCUUUUUGUCCUCGGCAUGGGCAUAGGGUGGGUCAUCAACUACAUUGGCAUGGUUUAUAUAUCGUUCAAGGAGCGUACCUAUGGAAUGUCCAUCAUGCCCCUCUGUUGCAACAUUGCGUGGGAAGCCGUUUACUGCCUUGUCUAUCCUUCGAAAAGUGGGUUGGAGUUGGGCGUUUUUGCAGUCGGCCUAUUGAUCAAUUUCAUGAUCAUCUAUACGGCUGUGACAUACUCACCUCGAGAGUGGAGUCAUGCGCCAUUGGUUGAGCAAAACAUCCUUUGGAUAUUCUUUGUGGGUAUCACAGGAUUCACUACCGGACAUCUAGCUCUGGCAGCUCAACUUGGGCCUGCAUUAGCCUAUUCCUGGGGCGCGGUUGUGUGUCAACUCUUACUCAGUGUUGGUGGCCUCUGUCAGCUCAUUUGUCGAGGUAGCACCCGUGGGGCUUCCUAUACUCUAUGGUACGUCAUCUUCAGUAUUCGCUCCCAUUGA
This is a messenger RNA of Penicillium brevicompactum, 549 nucleotides long. It is a transcript of the gene pyr4, whose product is annotated as meroterpenoid cyclase pyr4. The record is from RefSeq and is a predicted model, not a curated record. Bases 1 to 549 code for a protein of 182 amino acids. Gene Ontology annotation, molecular function: lyase activity. The transcript has a single exon. Lineage: Eukaryota; Fungi; Ascomycota; Eurotiomycetes; Eurotiales; Aspergillaceae.